Molecule: messenger RNA, 3954 nt
Organism: Molossus molossus (Pallas's mastiff bat)
Lineage: Eukaryota; Metazoa; Chordata; Mammalia; Chiroptera; Molossidae
Gene: MAP3K15
Product: mitogen-activated protein kinase kinase kinase 15
Exons: 29
Coding region: 1-3954 (1317 amino acids)
Biological process (GO): protein phosphorylation; MAPK cascade; cellular response to stress
Molecular function (GO): ATP binding; MAP kinase kinase kinase activity
Source: RefSeq, a predicted model, not a curated record
AUGGAGGAAGGUCGCGCCUGGCAGCCCAUGGAGAGCGGCCGCGGGAGUCCCUCGGCUGAGGGGCCGGCGGCCGGGCUCCCCCAGCGCCCGCGGAAGCCGGACGGGGCGGCCGAGAGCGCGAGGGGCCCAGGCGGGCCGCGGCGCGCCCUGAGGGUGGUGUACGUGUGCAAUGAGAGCCUCGAGGACGACGCGGCCGACAGCCCCGAGGAGGGAGCGUUCCAGUGCCUCGUGGGGGCCUGCGAGGCCCAGGGCGCCCACCUCACCACCAUGCUGUUCGAGGUGCUCGACUUCGAGGAGACGGCCAAGCUCGACGCCUUCUACUACGCAGAUGUUGCCGUGGUGGACAUGAGUGAUAUCUCCAAACAGCCUUCACUAUUCUACCAUCUUGGAGUUCGAGAAAGCUUCGACAUGAUCAAUAAUGUGAUCCUGUACUAUGACACUGACCUUGACACUGCUAUUUUAUUAAAGGAUAUGGUAACUCAGAAAAACACAGUAUCUGGUGGAAAUUAUUAUUUCAUCCCAUACAUUGUGACACCGUGUUCUGAUUAUAUUUGCCGUGAGAGUGAUUUCCAGAGGCGUGCCUCAGAGUACAUGCUACCCAACUGGGACGCCAUGCUGGGUCCCUCGCGUGUGUCCUUGAUUGACAGGUUCACUAGCCUCCUCAAGGACAUCCACAUGACCUCAUGUGUUUAUUACAAAGAAACCUUGUUAAAUAAGAUCCGGAGAGCCAGAGAGAAAUAUGAGGGCGAUCAACUGGCAAAGGAGCUGUCUCGGAUCAAACUCAGCAUAGAUAAUACUGAGAUUCUGACUUCAGACAUCGUCAUUAAUUUACUGCUGUCCUACCGCGAUAUCCAGGACUACGAUGCAAUGGUGAAGCUGGUAGAAACGCCGAAAAUGCUGCCUGCAUGUGAUUUGAGCGACCAACAUAAUAUUAAAUUCCACUACGCAUUUGCACUGAGUAGGAGAAACAGCGCAGGCGACCGUGAGAAGGCUCUGCAGAUCAUGCUUCAGAUUCUGCGGGACUGUGACUGCCCAGCUCCCGACAUGUUCUGCCUAUGUGGAAGGAUCUACAAGGACAUCUUUUUGGAGUCACACUGCAAAGAUAAUGCCAGCAGAGAGAGCGCCAUUGAGUGGUAUCGCAAAGGGUUCAAGCUCCAGCCAUCUCUUUAUUCUGGAAUUAACCUUGCAAUUUUGCUGAUAGUUUCUGGACAACAAUUUGAAACAUCCUUGGAACUAAGGAAUAUAGGUGUCCAGCUGAACAGUUUGUUGGGAAGUAAAGGGUGCUUGGAGAAAAUGAACAAUUACUGGGAUGUGGGUCAUUUCUUCAGCAUCAGCAUGUUGGCUAAUAAUGUCGUGAAGGCCAUCCAGGCAGCAGAGAAGUUGUUCAAACUGAAGCCUCCAGUCUGGUACCUACGAUCAUUAGUUCAGAAUUUAUUUUUAAUUCUGCGCUUCAAGAAACCUAUUAUUGAACAUUUUUCCAGGCGAGAACGGCUUAACUUCUGGUUAGAUAUAAUUUUCGAGGCAACAAAAGAAGUUAUUAAUGGACUCAGAUUUCCAGUUCUGGUGAUAGAACCAACCAGAGUCUAUCAGCCUUCAUAUGUCUCUGUAAACAAUGAAGCUGAGGAGAACACAGUUUCUCUGUGGCAUGUCUCACCCACAGAAAAGAAACAAAUCCAUGAAUGGAAUUUUACAGUCACUACCAUUAGGGGAGUAAGCAUAUCUAAGUUUGAUGAACGGUGUUGUUUUCUUUACGUCCAUGAUAAUUCUGAUGAUUUUCAAAUCUACUUUUCCACCAAAGAGCACUGUAGUAGGUUUUACUCUUUGGUCAAAGAGAUGAUAACAAAUGCAGUGGGCAAUACAGUGGAGCUGGAGGGAGAGUUCGAUGGGGACACCUUAGAGUAUGAGUAUGACCGUGAUCCGAGUGGUAAUCGAAUUGUGCUGGGGAGAGGUGCGUACGGGAUCGUGUAUGCCGGGAGAGAUCUGAAUAAUCAAAUACUGAUUGCCAUCAAAGAAAUCCCAGAGAGAGAUACCAGGCACUCCCAGCCUCUGCAUGAGGAGAUAGCUCUGCACAAGAACCUCAAGCACCGCAAUGUUGUUCAGUACUUGGGCUCUGUUUCUGAGAAUGGCCACAUUAAGAUCUUCAUGGAGCAGGUGCCUGGGGGAAGCCUUUCUGCUCUUUUGCAAUCAAAGUGGGGGGUGAUAAAGGAGUCCACCAUCAAGUUUUACACCAAACAGAUCCUGCAAGGCCUUAAGUAUCUCCACGAAAACCAAAUUGUGCACAGAGACAUAAAGGGUGAUAACGUUCUGGUGAAUACCUAUAGUGGAGUGGUGAAAAUUUCUGAUUUUGGAACUUCUAAACGUCUUGUAGGAGUGAAUGUAUGUGCAGAGACUUUUGCUGGCACUCUGCAGUAUAUGGCGCCUGAGAUUAUUGAUCAAGGAAUUCGUGGGUACGGUUCCCCAGCUGAUAUCUGGUCCCUGGGCUGCACCAUCAUUGAGAUGGCCACCGGAAAGCCUCCAUUCCAUGAGCUUGGUGAUCCUCAAGUAGCAAUGUACAAAGUAGGGCUGUUUAAGAUCCACCCUAAGAUUCCAGAAGUCCUUUCAGCUGAAGCCACAGCCUUCCUUUUAUGCUGUUUUGAGCCUGAACCCCAUAAACGUGCCACUGCUGCUGACCUGCUCAAAAAAGUUUUCUUAAGGACGGUGAACAAGGACCAGAAGACCCAAGUUGCUGCCCAGUCAUCAGAGGGUUCCCAGGUCUCUGCCCCGGCCCUGGGCAAGGGGGAAUCCGUGGGCUGCAGCAGCAGGGAGAAUGACCCUGACCCCCUGGAGUUGGAUGUCCAGCCCAAAAGGUUAGAGAAGGCCUGGGAGCCCAAGCCUGGGCUCUGCAACCUGCUCAGUAUUCUGGAUGAGAGCUGGGAAUCAGAAGACCAGAGCGCGGCCUUGACCCCUGAGGACAAGGACCCGUGUCUCCCGCUGAACAAGGACCACGAGUGCCGUGCCAUCCUGUACAGAAUCCUCUGGGAGGAACAGAACAAGGUGGUUUUCACCCUGCAGGAGUGCUUGGCCCAGAAUUCAGAAGAAUUGCACCUCUCAGUCAGCCACAUCAAGCAAAUAAUUGUGAUCCUGAGGGACUUCAUCCAUUCCCAGGAGUACACAGUGAUGACAUCCAAGAUAUCAGAGCUAAAGCUGGAACUGAAAUUUGAUAGCUCAUCCCUCAGUCAGAUUCAUAUGGUACUGUUUGGAUUUCAGAAUGUUGUAAGUAAAAUUUUGCGGAACCACUUCAUUGACCCCUACUUGAUGUCUGAAAUGGAUAACAUCAUCCAGAGAGCAGUGCUGGCUGCAGUCACCAUUCUCAUCCCAGCACUCCAAACCCGCUUUGAGCCUGCAUUAGAAGGGGUGUGUAAGGUCCCAGAUGAGGUGGACCAGGACAGUCCUCCAGCAGAUUCACCUGGAAGUGAAGCACAUGCAAUACUUGGAGGGGCCAGACCUGCUUCAGCACCUGUCCAGGACUCCCAGCCCCAGGAACCUCAGCAGGACCUGAGCCUCCAGCUCAACAGUCUAAGGAAGGAGAACAACAGACUUCUGGAACACCUACUUCAAACAGAGAGAGCACAGCAGAAUCUUCUACGGCAAACCCUAGAAAAGAAAACUCAAGAACUGCGUCAUCUUCAGUCACAAUUCAGAUCUAAUAUUAUUACAGAGAACCCAGCAUCAUCUCAUGGGCAGAAAACACAUCAAGAGCUUGUAGACUGGUUGCAACUGCAAGGAGCAGAUGCGAAUACUAUUGAAAAGAUUGUUAAAGAGGGUUAUACACUUUCUGACAUUCUUAAUGACGUCACUAAGGAAGACCUCAGAUACCUUGGACUAUGUGGCGGGCUCCUCUGCAGGCUCUGGACUGCAGUAUCCCAGUACAGAAAACAGACUAAGGGCGCCCUGGCCACGCAAGAUAAGGCUUAA